AUCGCCCACCAUGCUGAAUCACGCUGCGACUCAUAACCACUUGCUUCAUCUCCUGCGCAUCCGUCAUCGACUUUUUGACUGUCUAAUCAGCCCCUGCUUAAGGUAAGAAGGAUCACCCACUCACUUCGGCUCUGAAUUGCCGGCGCUGGGCUGGCCUGCACCUCCAUAUCGGUUCGCCUCGUAUAAGAAGCCAGAUCACUCGCUCCAAAAGAGCACCCGCAGCUGACUCGUUCACGAGCACUUGGGCAGAUUGCGCUUUUACAAGACCUCGAAGCUGACUGACUACAGCCAAGCGCAGCAGUCGUCAUGUCGGUCCUCCACAACCCUCAUCCUCCCCUUCAGUCGCUGUCGGCCGAAGCCAUUGGCUCCUUUCCCUACUCGACGUACGGCUGGAGGCACAUCCGCGUAGUUCUGGGAGGAGAUGAGGCCAACAAGAGCUCUCAGAGCGGUGCUGAGCCGAGCGAUGGCGUCUUGCUCGUCUUGCUCAACAGGCCAGACAGGGCAAAUGCCUACACAGCACAAAUGUGCCACGAUCUCGUCUUUGUCUUUGAAUUGGCCGAUCGCGAUCCUCGCGUCAAGGUUGUCGUGCUGACUGGUGCGGGCAAAGCAUACUGUGCAGGUGCUGAUCUAUCGGGAGCUUCGGGAGGCGGCUUCGGAGCAGAUGCCGACAUCGCAGCGGAUCAUCGGGACGGAGGAGGUCAGGCCGGCUUGUCGAUUGCCAAAUGCAGGAAAUUGGUCAUCGCAGCGGUGAAUGGCAAUGCGGUGGGCAUCGGUCUGACCAUGGUCCUCUCCACCGAUCUCAGACUGGUAGCAGCAAACGCCAAAGUGGGUAUUCCUUUUGUCAAGCGAGGAAUCUCCAUGGAAGCGACGUCGAGCUAUCUGCUACCCCGGUUAGUCGGUCACUCCAACGCGCUCAAGAUCUCGAUGACGGGCGACACGUAUAGGGCAGAUGAUCCGACGUGGAGAGACUUGUGGUACAAUGUCUUGCCAGCGGAGCAAGUCUUGCCCGAAGCCCUGAAGCUGGCCGGAAGACUGGCUGUUGACAACAGCGUCAUCAGUAUGGCACUCAACAAGGCUCUGAUCUGGCAGUGCCCGCCCACGCGCGAAGAGACGCAUCUCUUGGAGUCGAAGAUGAUUUGGGAGGCUAGCAAGAGGGACGCUCAAGAGGGAGUACUGAGCUUCAUGCAAAAGAGAAAGCCCAAAUUUGAAGGUACUGUGGAAGACGUCGAGACUUUCAACGGAUAUCCCUGGUGGACGGAAGCCGACUUGACAGGCAAAAAGACCCGCGGCUUGGCCAAGCUCUGAUGAAGUGUGCAUUCGCCCAACAGCAUCUGCAAGCGCGCAGCAACCCCCCGAACGAGGCCACGUCGAGAAUCGGAAGAGCUGUCUGUGUACGGCCGUCUUGUCCUUACAUCUUCGGUCCGCGUCAGCGCCCCGACUGGCCUAGGAAGCCUUUUGAACAAUCCGAGGACUUCUCGCUUCGAGGCUUUUUGAUGCUACCUCUACUCUCCCCGCUCUGCUCUUUCCCCCCCUAUCAACAUGUUCUUGCAUCGACUGCCGCGAUCGAUCUGCUUGCUGUCCAACCGCCACAAAUUUUGCGGAAACUAAUCCCUCGCUAUUAGCCCUCGAGCCCCGCACUUCGAGUUGACAUCGACAACUUUCGCGUUGACAUCGACAACUUUCGGCCUGCUAGCCGGCGCUCGCCGUACUCUCCAAGCCGACGUUCAAAACUAAAUUGUCUUGACGCGAGAAUCUUGUCUGAUCGAUUUUGAAUCUAUAUAGAC
This is a messenger RNA of Ceraceosorus guamensis, 1784 nucleotides long. RefSeq names its product ClpP/crotonase. The record is from RefSeq and is a predicted model, not a curated record. Lineage: Eukaryota; Fungi; Basidiomycota; Exobasidiomycetes; Ceraceosorales; Ceraceosoraceae. The transcript has 5 exons. Bases 307 to 1305 code for a protein of 332 amino acids.